GACUUCCGGGCCGCACUGCCGGGACGUUCCGUGCGGAGCAAGAGCACUUGCGGGGGCGGCCGGGAGUCGUAGUCCGGCACGCGGCGGCCGCCGGGAGCUGUAGUCCGUCCUGCCUGCCCAGUCAGCGCCGUGCUGCCCGCCCCACGCUCGGAGCCCAGAGCCGCCGCCCAGGGGGAUGCGGGAGCCCCUGGUUCCGGCGAGGAGAGAGGCAGGCGGGCAGGAGCCGAGGGCGGCAUGUCCCAGGGUCCGGGAGCACAGCCGAGCCCGGCCUCUGUGUACCAUGAGCGGCAGCGCCUGGAGCUGUGUGCCAUCCACGCCCUCAACAACGUCCUCCAGCAGCAGCUCUUUAGCCAGGAGGCUGCCGAUGAGAUCUGCAAGAGGUUGGCCCCCGACUCCCGGCUGAAUCCCCAUCGCAGCUUCCUGGGCACCGGCAACUAUGACGUCAACGUGAUUAUGGCUGCCCUGCAGGGACUGGGCCUGGCCGCUGUGUGGUGGGACAGAAGGAGGCCCCUGUCCCAGCUGGCCCUGCCCCAGGUGUUGGGGCUGAUCCUGAACCUGCCCUCACCUGUGUCGCUGGGGCUGCUGUCCCUGCCCCUGCGCCGGCGGCACUGGGUGGCCCUGCGCCAGGUGGACGGCGUCUACUACAACCUGGACUCCAAGCUGCGGGCACCCGAGGCCCUGGGGGAUGAGGACGGCGUCAGGGCCUUCCUGGCAGCUGCCCUGGCUCAGGGCCUGUGUGAGAUGCUGCUGGUGGUGACCAGGGAGGUGGAGGAAAAGGGCUGCUGGCUUCGCACAGACUGACCCCGUGGAGGACGGAACCACUGCGGUCCACCCAGCAUGCCCCUGUGCAUCCGUGUCCAGCUCCUAUGCCGAAGGAAAAGGCCAGCACUCCAUGGACCCUGCAGAGGCCCCUCCCCCUUCCCCCCACCGCUGCUCCCCAAUGCCGUUGCUGCCUCAAUAAACCUCAGAUUUGCUCCAGGCCUGGCCUGAGUCUGA
Hipposideros armiger (great roundleaf bat) is the source of this 996-nucleotide messenger RNA. It is a transcript of the gene JOSD2, whose product is annotated as Josephin domain containing 2. The transcript has 5 exons. Gene Ontology annotation, molecular function: cysteine-type deubiquitinase activity. The record is from RefSeq and is a predicted model, not a curated record. Bases 235 to 801 code for a protein of 188 amino acids. Gene Ontology annotation, biological process: protein deubiquitination. Lineage: Eukaryota; Metazoa; Chordata; Mammalia; Chiroptera; Hipposideridae.